AAACAAAUUCGUGGUGGGUUGUAUCUUCCCAGGGUUUAGCGAACAUGUUGUAAGAUUAAUUUGAGAGCCACAAGAUGUAUCAUAGGCAAUUAGGGAGCAUGCUUGUAUUCUCUGGCCAGUAGUUGAUGCACUUGCGAGGGAUAUGUAUUUGAAUACGUUUCACGGAUGCAUGCUCAUCACAACGGAGGCUUUGAUAUACUAACCAGGCUAACUGAUGGACAACAGGUGGUGCUAAAUUGUAAUUUACUGUAGUGGGGCCUCGGAGAACAUCAUUUCGAAAUAUGCCACGUUUUUAUAAUAUUUAACUGAAUGACUGUGAUGGCGUUCCUGCUUAGGGCUCUAGUGCUACCUGUCUUCCUGUCCUCGGUGCCCUGGGUGGCAGGGUCAACGUUCACCCUGCUGCUGUCCUUGCCCAACACCUCCAAGCCCUUCAGUGUUGGCAGGAUCGGGGCGGGCGCCCUCAUCGCCAUCGACGCCGUGAACCGGAGUCCCGAUCUGUUGGCAGGUCACUGGCUGCAGCAUGAAUACGUGGAUGAUGAGUGUAGCGAUGUGAACGGCCCGGGGAAGAUAGUGGAGCUACUACACAGACGGAACUACAGCGCUUUCAUCGGCCCCGCCUGCUCCGAGGUAUGUGCGAUCACUGCCAAGCUGGCAGCUUUCUGGAACAUUCCCGUGGUCAGUCCCACCUGCGCAGAUCAGCAAUUUCUCAUCAAAAAGGCUUACCCCACUCUUACCAGAGUGUUUGGCCCCUUCACCAAGAUGGGCUCGUUCUUUGUGAAGAUCUGUGAGAAGUUUGGCUGGAGACGUGUAAGCAUUAUCUACGACCACACACCUGCCUGGAUCAUCCCUGCUGAGGGAAUCAGGUACCAAGCUGAAGUCAAUAACAUCACUGUGGCUAAAUACCUGGCAUAUCAAACACCUCUCGGGCAAGACAGCACUCACACAGCCCUCACACAAGCGCGUAUGCUACAGGAGGUUGCCGAGGUGUCUCGCAUCAUAGUGAUCUCAGCGCAUGGGGAGGUGGUCAGGGACUUCCUGGUCGAGGCCCACAGGAGAGGCCUCACCACAGGGGACUACGUCUUCUUCUGCUUCGAGCCCUACAGGCUGGAGGAGAUGUUUGGCAACUUUGACUGGAAAAGAGGAGAUGUUUAUGACUCCGUGGCUAAGCAGGCCUACCAGGCUCUGUUUCUACUCUCCCUGUACAAACCCAACGACCAGAGGUACUGGAACUUCUCCAAUGACGUCAUCCGCAGAUCCAGAGAGGACUUUGGCUAUGUCUACGCACCCAACGAAAAGGUGUCGGUGCUGGCAGCCAUAGCCCAUGACUCUGUAUGGCUGUAUGCUCAGGCUCUGAAUGAAACCCUGGCGGAACGCGGGGACCCAUACGACGGCUUCACCAUAACCCGCAAGAUGUGGAACCGAACCAUCACAGGUAUCCAGGGUGACGUUACCAUGGAUGCCAAUGGAGACAGGGAGUCUGCCUAUAUGAUGAAGCACAUCCAGGGCGGAGAGAACGACAGGGAGUUCAAAGUAAUCGCCAAUUACUUUGGUACGAAUAAGGCUUAUGAGCCAGUGGAGGGGGUCCAAGUCUGCUGGCCAGGAGGGAGGAAGACUCCACCGAAGGACACACCCCACUUUGGCUUCAAAGAUGAGCUCUUCAUCAAUAUCGAGAAGAGGUUUGCCAUAGCUGUGGGGAGCAUUGCUGUUUUCCUGGCCACCGGGACACUUGUCGUUUGUCUUCUCUACAGGAAGCACGUCAUGCAGAAGAAGGUGUCUGUGGUCCUAUGGAGGAUUAGCCCCGGCGAUGUCACCAUGAUGGGGCACAGCUCGUCCUCGGCAGGAAAGGUACCAUACCUCAACUCCGAGGCCAUCCAUGCUUCUCUGGAGUCCAUCCUGGGAAAUAUGAAGGACAGUCCAUCCUCCCACAGAACGGCCGUCUAUAAAGAGAACAUCUGUUCAGUGCGACUGCUGAAUGUGAAGAGUGUGUGUCUGAACAGGGAGCUGCUCACUGAGCUGAAGCAGUGUAGGGAUUUGAGCCACCCAAACAUCUGCAGCUUCAUUGGUGCUUGUCUGGAACCUCCACAGCUCUUUCUGCUGACUGAGUACUGUCCUAAAGGGAGCCUGCAGGACAUUUUGAAGAAUGGUUCCAUUAAGCUUCACUGGAGCUUCAAGUUCUCCCUGAUGCUGGACAUUGUCAAGGGGAUGGACUACCUACACCGCAGCCCCCUGCGCUCCCAUGGUCACCUGUCGUCAUCUAACUGCGUGGUGGAUAGUCGCUUCGUCCUAAAGGUGACCGACCAUGGCCUCAGUCUCCUCAGAAGACCCCCCGGCCAGGACGAGGAGGGCUGGUCUAAAGAACACUGGACAUCCUUGCUGUGGAGGGCCCCGGAACUGCUGAAGGACAGCAUGCCCUCCUCUGGCACCCAGAAGGGGGAUGUCUACAGUUUUGGCAUUAUUGUUCAGGAGGUGGUGUACCGCAGGGGCCCUUUCCAUAUCCCCAACAACAACCUCGAGGCAAGAGACAUAGUGGAGGGGGUCAAGGCCGGGGUGUGUGUGGGGGGCGGAGGUAGCCCCCUCAGGCCCCACACGGACAGUUCAGAGUGUCCAGAGGGUGUGGAGGCUCUGCUGGGGGCGUGCUGGAGUGAGAGGCCCAGUGACCGACCAGACUUCUCCUCCCUCAGAGUGACCGUAAAGAGACUCUGCCCCAGCGGCGUGGGGGAGAACAUUCUGGAUGACCUGCUGUCCCGCAUGGAGCAGUAUGCCACCAACCUGGAGGAGGUGGUCAGCGAGCGCACCGCCCAGCUCCUGGAGGAGAAGAGGAGGGCCGAGGGCCUCCUCACUCAGAUGUUGCCACGAUCGGUGGCUGUCCAGCUGAUUGCUGGGAAGACGGUGCGGGCGGAAACCUACGACUCUGUCACCAUCUAUUUCAGUGACAUCGAAGGAUUCACCGCCAUGUCGGCCAGUCUCACGCCAAUGCAGGUGGUGAACGUGCUGAAUGACCUGUACACGUACUUUGACAAUAUCAUCGACCACCACGAUGUUUACAAGGUGGAGACCAUUGGCGACGCGUACAUGGUGGUAUCUGGCCUGCCCAUUAGAAACGGGGACGACCAUGCGAAGGAGAUCGCCCGCAUGUCUCUGGCAGUGGUGCGGGGCAUGAGACAGUACAACAGUCCACACGUGCCCCAGCAGCAACUCAAAGUCCGCAUUGGACUCCACUCAGGUCCAUGUGUGGCUGGUGUAGUGGGACUGAAGAUGCCCCGGUUCUGUUUGUUCGGAGACACAGUUAACACGGCCUCGCGGAUGGAGUCGCACGGCUCACCAUUGAAGAUCCAUGUGAGCAGCUCCACUAAAGCUCUCCUGGACACAUUUAGGACGUUCCGCUGUGAGCUGAGAGGAGACAUCCACAUAAAGGGGAAGGGGCUUGUGAGGACAUUCUGGCUUUUGGGAGAAGACCAAUGAAAAUGUUAUGUUUUCUGUAAUUUGAUUUAGUCCGUCUCUCAGAAGUAAAGAUCCAAUCUUAAAAAAUAAAAUCUGAUAUACAGUUGAUGUCGGAAGUUUACAUACACUUUGGUUGGAGUCAUUAAAACUUGUUUUUCAACCACUCCACAAAUUUCUUGUUAACAAACUAUAGUUUUGGCAAGUUGGUUAGGACAUCUACUUUGUGCAUGACACAAGUCAUUUUUCCAACAAUUGUUCACAGACAGAUUAUUUCACUUAUAAUUCAAUGUAUCGCAAUUCCAGUGGGUCAGAAGUUUACAUACACUAAGUUGACUGUGUCAUUAAACAGCUUGGAAAAUUCCAGAAAAUGAUGUCAUGGCUUUAGAAGCUUCUGAUAGGCUAAUUGACAUCAUUUGAGUCAAUUGGAGGUGUACUUGUGGAAGUAUUUCAAGGCCUACCUUCAAACUCAGUGCCUCUGCUUGACAUCAUGGUAAAACCAAAAUAAAUCAGCCAAGACCUCAGAAAAAAAUUGUAGACCUCCACAAGUCUGGUUCAUCCUUGGGAGCAAUUUCCAAACGCCUGAAGGUACCACGUUCAUCUGUACAUACAAUAGUACUCAAGUAUAAACACCAUGGGACCAAGCAGCCAUCAUACCGAUCAGGAAGGAGACGUGUUCUGUCUCCUAGAUAUGAACGCACUUUGGUGCGAAAAGUGCAAAUCAAUCCCAGAACAACAGCAAAGGACUUUGUGAAGAUGCUGGAGGAAACAGGUACAAAAGUAUCUAUUUCCACAGUUAAACAAGUCCUAUAUCGACAUAACCUGAAAGGCCGCUCAGCAAGGACGAAGCCUAUGCUCCAAAACCACCAUAAAAAAGCCAGACUACGGUUUGCACUGCACAUGGGGACAAAGAUGCACUUUUUGGAGAAAUGUCCUCUGGUCUGAUGAAACAAAAAUCGAAUUGUUUGGCCAUAAUGAGCAUCGUUAGGUUUGGAGGAAAAAGAGGGAGGCUUGCAAGCCGAAGAACACCAUCCCAACCGUGAAGCACGGGGGUGGCAGCAUUAUGUUGUGGGGGUGCUUUGCUGCAGGAGGGACUGGUGCAGUUCACAAAAUAGAUGGCAUAUGACAAAUGAAAAUUAUGUGGAUAUUUUGAAGCAACAUCUCAAGACAUCAGUCAGGAAGGGUCUUACAAAUGGACAAUGACCCCAAGCAUACUUCCAAAGUUGUGGCAAAAUGGCUUAAGGACAACAAAGUCAAGGUAUUGGAGUGGCCAUCACAAAGCCCUGACCUCAAUCCUAUAGAAAAUGUGUGGGUAGAACUGAAAAAGCGUGUGCGAGCAGAGGCCUACAAACCUGACUCAGUUACACCAGCUCUGUCAGGAGGAAUGAGACAGAAUUCACCCAGCUUAUUGUGGAAAGCUUGUGGAAGGCUGCCCAAAACAUUUGACCCAAGUUAAACAAUUUAAAGGCAAUGCUACCAAAUACGAAUUGAGUGUAUGUGAACUUCUGACCCACUGGGAAUGUGAUGAAAGAAAUAAAAACUGAAAUAAAUCAUUCUCUCUACUAUUUUUCUGACAUUUCACAUUCUUAAAAUAAAAUGGUGAUCCUAAACAGGGAAUUUUUACUUGGAUUAAAUGUCAGGAAUUGUGAAAAACUGAGUUUAAAUGUAUUUGGCUAAGGUGUAUGUAAACUUCCGACUUCAACUGUAUUUGUAUGUACUGUAGCUUAUUUCCAUAAUUUUUUUGUGGUUGCAAUUUGUUGUUUGAGUGCAAUGUCAAGGAUCACUGAGCAAAUGCUUAUUCUUUGAAAAACCGAUGUAAUAUCAAAAUAUCAAAGCUAUCACCAUUCCGAUUCUUGGAUGUUGUGUAAUGUAAUUUUCUCUACCUUUAGUUUUUUUUUUAUGGCUUCUUAUUUAUUGGUUCACCUUUAAAGAGCCAACUCUAUUCACUAGAGGUAUUAUAUAUUUCUACAUUUUUUUAAAUAUAUACAGUAAAUCUUUUUUAAAUCUUAUGUAAUCACAAAAAGAAAACAAUCACGCUCAUUGCUUUGUGUGUUCACAAUACUUUCCAAGGGCAUGGUCAUUAAUUUAAAUAUACUGUAUAUAUAUAUUGUUUCACAAAUGAUUGAUGUGUGAGACUCCAGUAGAGUGGAACAUAUCUGUUAUAUUAUGUGAUCCACUACAUUUCUCACAACAUUUCUUUGUUAAGAACCAAUUUGGAUAGAUUACGCAACUAAUGGAGCUCUUUUAUUGAGCAGUGAUAAUGGUAAUUUCACUCUGUGCCAGAGAGAUAAGCUAGUUCAGCUUAGUUCACUUCCACAACGGGUGCAGCCUGUGUCAGCACAUUUUAACGGAAAACAUUGUUUAUCAUUGUUUUGACUCUGUGGCAGAUCGUUAAGGAGAGAUCAAUCGUUAGGACUAAAUUAGACUUGACAAUAACAGGCCAUUCAGGCCAUUGACCGACAGCGCGCACACACACACACACACACACACACACACACACACACACACACACACACACACACACACACACACACACACACACACACACACACACACACACACACACACACACACACACACACACACACACACACACACACACACACACACACACACACACACAGCUAACCUUGUGGAGACAUACAAUUCAGUCCCAUUCAAAAUCCUAUUUUCCCUAAACCCUAACCCUAACCCAAAAACCUAAACUUUAUCCUAACCCUAAACCUAACCCUUGCCCCUAACCCUAACCCUACAACUAACCCUAGCUCCUAACCUUAAUAUUUAACUUAAUUCUAACCCUAACACUAAUUCUAACCUUAACCCUAAACCCCCUAGAAAUAGCAUUUGACCUUGUGGGGACUAACAAAAUGUCCCCAGCUGGUCAACUUUUAGUUUGUUUACUAUGUAGGGAAUUCUGGUCCCCACAAGAAUAGUUAAACACAUCCACCCACCCACCCACACACACCCACACACACCCACACACACCCACACACACACACACACACACACACACACACACACACACACACACACACACACACACACACACACACACACACACACACACACACACACACACACACACACACACACGCUCACUCCACUGCUCUUCUAUCAAGUACCUACCUAGGACCAGCUUGGUCAUUAGGGCCACAACUAAAAGCUCUGGAGAGUGCAGUCUCUUAAUUAUCGCCUUGAAAUGGCUUCAAAGAUUGGAUCUUAAUGUUGUUUCCAAUUACAGUUAUUGAAAAUAACUUCUUUUGAUGCAGCAUUCUUCUCUCUUGGCCUUCGCUGCUGGUUUCUAUGUGGCAAAACAAAAUAAAGGACUUUGGUCCUGUCCCAUGUUAUUUUGGUUUCUGUCAACGUGGUUUCAUCUGACCAUGCAUCACCUUUCAAGACUCGUGAUUUCCCAGGAAACGAGUGACUGACAAACAAAAUCCGUCAAUUUAUUAAAGAAGAUCAAGGAGAAAUGUAAACAGAUCAGCCAGGAGGUUUUGAGCUUGCCAAUAGUUAGAGAGUGUAUACCUGGAAAACAACAAUUAGAAAUGGCAUGCACUGUGAAACGUUCAGUUUUACACUAGAUUUGGCUAGCGUUCGGAUAGCAGCUGGAUGCUACAUUGAUUAAUAUGGCAAGUUAAGAUCAUGAAAGCUGCUAUGUGACGUCCAUAGACCAUUUCUAAAGGGGAAAUUACUCGUAAACUUUUACUUCCUGGUCCUCCUUCCUGUGAUUGCCUUCCCUGAAAUGGGCCGCUUUCCAAAUGGCACCCUAUUACCUCAGCCUGUGAAUUGUAAGCACUAUAUAAGGAAUCAAAAGUAGUGCAUUAUAUAGGGAAUAUAGUCCCAUUUGGAACGCAAACAUAGUCCUACUGAUGCAACUAAACUCCUAAGUCAGCGUUUCCCAAACUCGGUCCUGGGUACCCCAAAGGGUGCACCUUUUAGUGAGGGAGGAGGGACAGAGAGACAGAUAAAGGUUAAAACCCUUACAAAAAUGACUCAUAACAGAUGGCUUGAAAGGUUGCUCUGCAUGCUUGAAGAUUGUCCAUUGAAAAGGUGAUCCUAGUGUGUCAUAGUCUAAGGUUCUUUUAUUGAUCUAAAAUGCCAGGCUUUGUAUUUCUUAAAGCAAUACGUUCACACUCAGUGUGACUAUUUAAAGGUGGCUCACUUGGACAGUUUUCUUUCUUGUCUACUGUUAUGGUCUGGUCAGGUCUCAAACCUUUAUUUAACGGUUCCCCAAAAAGAUUUUUGAUAAAUGUUUUAUUGAACAUAAACCUUUAUUAAACAUUUACCUCCCCCCCCUUCAA
Messenger RNA from Salvelinus fontinalis (brook trout), 7739 nucleotides. Its product is annotated as atrial natriuretic peptide receptor 1. Gene Ontology annotation, biological process: protein phosphorylation; receptor guanylyl cyclase signaling pathway; intracellular signal transduction. The record is from RefSeq and is a predicted model, not a curated record. Gene Ontology annotation, cellular component: membrane. Gene Ontology annotation, molecular function: ATP binding; peptide hormone binding; guanylate cyclase activity. Bases 310 to 3462 code for a protein of 1050 amino acids. The transcript has 27 exons. Lineage: Eukaryota; Metazoa; Chordata; Actinopteri; Salmoniformes; Salmonidae.